CAACAAUUGACUUCAGUAAAUUUUAUUAUUUACAUCUAUAAAUUUAUUAACUUUAUUAAGGUAAAUUGAGCAACAGUAGUACAAUAAAUAUGGAAAUAGAACUAAAUAAACCAGAUUUAUCUCAAUUAGAAGGUUUCUUAACCUCACUUACUUUUAAUUUAGUUGAAACUUACAAUAUUGACCAUAAUAUCAUAAGAAAACACACAAAGAAAUUGACAACAUUAGGAGAUAUCAGUUUUCCAGUGAAUAUAAAGAGCUGGUUUCAUUUAUUAAAGGAGAAAGCAUCAAUUGAAGUUCAGACAAUAUUCAAUUACUCAAAAACUAUUUCCACAACUGAAGAUCUAAUAAACUUAAGUAAAUUGUGGAAUUACCCAAUAAACAAAGCAGUUAAUGUGAAUGGUAAUUGUCAUAUAUACUUAGAUAAACCAGUUGCAUUCAAAAAAACAAUUGUUGAUGUUUUAAAGGAAGCAAGUAAAUAUGGAUCAUACAAUAUGAAUAAAUCAUUAACUUUGACCACAGAUGUUGUGAAUGAUGAUAAUCUGUUAUUAACAGAAUUAAGAGUUUUACUAUUAAUGAAAGUGGCAAAUAACUUUUUAAUCUUCAAUAACUGUAGUAAAACAAAUGGAGAAAUUAUAAAGUUAUGUAGUAAAUCAUUGGUGAAUGAUGAUGUCAUUGUGUGUGGUCCAAUUCUAAAUUCAAAAGGUUCAAAGGAUACUGAAACAACUUCAAAAGUUUAUUAUGAUCAACGGACUUUAGAUAUGAGGUUAAUGGCUGAACACAAGUAUGGGUUAAGAAUAACAUCUAAACCUGGAUGGGAAGAGUUUUUUGCUAAACUUGGAUCUGCAGCUGUAAUCAUAGAAAUGUUACAGAAUAGACCCAACAAUUGCACAACAAUAGACAUCAAUAAUCAUUACAUAAAAAACGCAUCUUUUAUCCUUUAUAAUUGUGCAAGGUUAUCAACAUUAUUGAAAGAAUUCGAAAAACGAGUGUCUGAGAAUGUAUAUCCACCUUUAAUUGAUAUUGAUGAGAUUAAUUUUAGUUUACUUGAACAGCCAGAAGAAUGGGAGUUAUUAUAUGUUUAUAUUCUGCAAUUUCCUGUACUUUUGAAGAAUUGCAUCAAAGAUAUUGAUACUUGCAAGAUUAAUGUUCAUUAUUUGGUAGCACACUUGGGUUCAAUGACGUCUGUAUUUAGUGGCUAUUACAGAAGAAUUAAAAUUUUGAUUGAACCUAGGGAUUACCUUUUCAAUGUUCUGCAUGCAAGAAUUUAUUUGCUGAAAGCACUUGAACAAGUUUUUCACAAUGGAUUAAAGUUAUUGGAUAUUGAACCAGUGAAACAAAUGUGAUAUAUAAUUAUA
Messenger RNA from Nicrophorus vespilloides, 1355 nucleotides. Its product is annotated as DALR anticodon-binding domain-containing protein 3. Gene Ontology annotation, biological process: tRNA C3-cytosine methylation; arginyl-tRNA aminoacylation. Bases 90 to 1343 code for a protein of 417 amino acids. NCBI's taxonomy places the organism in Eukaryota, Metazoa, Arthropoda, Insecta, Coleoptera, Silphidae. The record is from RefSeq and is a predicted model, not a curated record. Gene Ontology annotation, molecular function: ATP binding; tRNA binding; arginine-tRNA ligase activity. The transcript is spliced from 5 exons.